This is a messenger RNA of Drosophila yakuba, 2434 nucleotides long. It is a transcript of the gene Cipc, whose product is annotated as putative protein TPRXL. The record is from RefSeq and is a predicted model, not a curated record. The coding region runs from base 516 to 1361 and encodes 281 amino acids. Lineage: Eukaryota; Metazoa; Arthropoda; Insecta; Diptera; Drosophilidae. The transcript is spliced from 3 exons.
UCAUUCUGCUUUGGGCGGUCGAGGUGUUCGUCUCGCAGUUUGGUCAGAAAAGUGGAAAAGCUACGGGAGCUUUGUAUUUCGCGCUGAACACGAGCAUUUACGUAUUUCGCACUCGCAGUCGCAGUCGCAAUCGCACUCGCGUAUUCGCAUAUCCGUGUUUGUUGUUUGACAGCGCGCGUGUGUGCCACUGUGUGUGUGAGUGAGUGUAGCUGUGGUGGUGUGACCGCCACACGCGCAACGAAAGCGAAAGUUUUGUUUGGCGCGCGUGUUGCCAUUGGCGUCUGCGAAUUUGCACACACACGUUCCCUUACCUAGAAUAGAUUAAAAGCGUGUGAAAACAAAUACGAAAAAAUACAGAAAAUAUACAGAAAAUAAAGAGAAAAGAUAAUGUUCAUUAUUACCAAUGAAGCUGCAUUAAAUUAAGUGUAUCUAGAGCGGAAGAAACACGACAUCAACAUCAUUCCCGCAGAGUCUGGUGUGAAUACACGCUGCCAAAUAAAAGAAGACUCAAGAAAAUGGCGCCCACCAUAUGCUCGGAGAAGAAGCAGCUGCGCGAAACGCGGCGACAUCAUGGCGUGGCCACAGCCGCCAUUUCAUCAGCAUCCACAGCCGCAUCUACCGCAUCCACCGCAUCCUCGGUCUCCUCCUCCUCCUCGUCUUCGUCCUCAUCAUCGUCCUCGUCCUCAUCCUCGUCCGUGGGCUCCUCAUCUGCAGCUGCCGCCACACAAGCCAGUUCGGUGCUUAACCAUGUGGCCAAAGGUUCGAUGAACUCGAUGAGUCGCCGUCGCCAGGCGCGAUUGCAGCGCAGGAUGCCUCACAUCCUUGCCCGCGUAUCCUCCUUCUCCACAGACACGAGCAGCGGCGUGGAAACGGAGGUGGAGAUGGACUCCGAGCAGAGGAUGCAGCUGGACGAGGAGAGCUACUCGGAUGCCAGGAUUCAGGAUCUGCAGCAACAGCCACAUUCCAGCAGCGAUAACAUCAAGACAGUAUUACAGCCGACGACGGCUAGCGGGUAUAGUAGCAAACAGAACCGAUCGGCCAGGGCCAAAAACUGUGAUCGGGAGGUGCCGCUCCAGAUGGAGGAUGAGCGCGAUGGCGACAGUGGGUACGAGUACAGUCAGGAUCCCAUUAAGGAGCAGCACUUGUACCAUCAGAAUAGCGAGGGCCUGUUGUCCAUUGCCAUCAAGACUAUCAAGCUGGUGCAACGCAACAAGCUGUUGCAAAAGCGAUUGGCCGAACUGCAGCUGGAGACCUCGGAGUUCAUUGCCUCGGUGCUGGCCAAUCCGGAAAAUCGCCAAUUCCGGGAAAAAAUGUCGCCAAAGGCCGAUGCCAAGGUCAGCAACAUGCUGCUGCGCCACUAAAUUGAUCUGGAAAAAUCAAAACAAUUUAGCCCCAUUUCUGGACGUGAUAAGAAUUUUAUUUGAAAACCUAUUUUAAGUCAUAGCGAAUUGUAUUUGAUAUAAAAUGUAUUCGCUCAGAGCGUUUGUAAUUCGUUGCUUACAGAUUUUUCGUAUACAUGUUCCGGCAACAUUUCAGGCAACAUUUAAAAACCAUUGCCAGCUUAUGGGCGGCUGAGCAUGUAAGUUACAUGGAAAAUGUAUGUAAACUCGGAAUAGCUUGAAUAUACAUAAUGUAUUAAAUUGUAAAUGCUUCUCUGCCUACCAUUUCAAAAUUCCUUGUUACCAUUUUGGCGUUUAUAUGCGUUAUGCAAACAAAAUAAAUAAAUUAUUACACUUAUACUUUAAUUUAUUAUAUUCAUAAUCGAAUAAGUUCCUUUUUAAAAUGUAUUUUCAUUUAUGACCACAAUACAUGUUUUACACGUCCAGAAAUCCCAUUUUUAGUGGGCUUAGUUUUGAACAAUUUGUACUGAUUAAAUUUACAAACAUAUUCAUCAAAGUUUAACAAUUUAAAUAUACAAAUAAUGAAGAAAUCGCUAUGCUAACAUUUACAAAAAAGAAAAUAUUUAUACGAAUCCAAAAAGUCCAAAAGUGUAUCUGUAGUCGAUAAGAAAGUUUUAUGUUUUACAGUUUCUACACUCAAGAAUUAAUUUAUAAUAAAUCUAUCUAAUACAUAUAUCUAGAAAACCCCAGCAUAAUCAAUGGAACCCUACGACGCUUUUCGCUUUUUGCAACAAAUAGAUCUAGUGAGAAUUAAUUGAUAUGCAAAGCAAUUGGUUUGAACAAAAAUACGUAAAUUAAUUUCGGUAUUAUUAAAUUAACCGAUAUAAUUCAAUGAAUAUGCCUAAGUAUAUCGAAACUAUCAAAACGCUACAAAGCAACACAAAUCAAAGCAAAACCAAAAUACCAACUAAAAGCAAAUCUUUCCAAUUCUAAAACUUUUAAUAAACCUCUCUGGCAUAUUCCACCUACUUAAAGGAACAAAUCAUCCAACUCACAACAAAAGAAUUCAUCAAUAAAAUUAGUGACCAAUUAAA